GACAACGAGAGUCGGAACCCGGCGAGGACUUGCCUGGCCCGGGGGGAAGGGGAGGCGGCGGACAGGGUUCCGGAAGUUGUUGCAAGUGGGAGCUGGCAGCUAUGACUGAAGAAGCCAACACACAUUUUCUACAGAACUGUCACUCUGUCAAGAAGAGAAAGAAGAAGAAAAAGAGAAACGGAGAGCACACUGAGAGCUUUGCGAGUGACAGAGACAAAUGUGCCUCGAGCAUGGAUGCCUGCUCUCCUCCUCCUGUGCUUUCUGAAGAUCAGGGUUCACAGAACAGUGAAUUGCAUAAAAAGAAGAAAAAGAAAAACAGGAAAGAGAAUCUUGCCACAAGUCUAGAUGAUUCUCUUAUUUUGUGGGAGGGUGAAAUUAAUAACAAGACUGUAAUAGAUGCUUCCCAAGAGAAAAAGAAGCAAAAGAAACAGAAGCACAAAAAGAGCAGUAGCCUGCAUGAGGAAAACAGUGUAUUAUAUAUCUCAGAAGACGAAGAUAAUGCUAGCAGCCUGGACCCUUUAGGGAAUGUCGAUUGUGUAAUUGUACCUACUAAGACAAAAAAAAGAAAAAAGAAUUUGUCAGAGGAACAGGAUGAGGUAAAGGAAGUGCGUGCUUUUGAUGAAUAUGCUUCCAAAAGGCAAAAAAAGAAAAAAAAAAGGGAACAGACCAGUCUCAGUCAUACACAAGAAGCCACAGAUGAAAACUUGGCAUCAUUACUUCUGUCAUGUGCAAAACAAAAUUCUGCCUCAUUGCAAGAGGUAAAAGAUAAGAUGGUAAAGUUGAGGUCACCUACAGCAGUGCCCAGAAAGGGUUAUAGAGGUGGAGAGUCUUCCAAUCAGGCAAACUCAGAAGCUACAGAAAUUUUUUUUGCAUUGAAGAAAGGUCCCAUGGAUAUACCCACUGCUAUUCCUACGGUUACUUCAGGAGUUGAUAAUGGCUCUUCUGAAGAAGUCUUGGUGCCAGUUAGAAAGAUUAAAAAGAGACGGAGAUCAAGCUUGCAACAAGUACCGUCAGAACCUGAGAAAAAAUUACCAGUGUCAGUGGCAUUUGAAAAUGAGGAAGACCAGAAUGUUUCCCUUUCUGAAUAUGCAGACUCUGAAAUCUCCAUGUUGAAAAAUGAAGAGUUCCUGGAAUCUAUGCCACUGUUGCAACUAGAUUUGGAGGCUGCAAAACAGGAACUAGAGGAGUUUAUUCCUCACGUGAGGAAAAUGUCAGAUGAAUCUAUCCUGAAGAUGGCUGGAAGAGACCUGAACAGGUUUAAAAAAUUUAAGAACGAAGGUGUUGCUGUCAAGUUUGGCAGGUUUUCUAAGAAGGAAAAUAAUCAGAUACAGAAAAAUGUGGAAGACUUUUUAUCACUUACAGGACUAGAAAGUGCGGAGAAACUAUUAUUUACUUAUAGGUUCCCAGAAGAGAAACAAAGCAUCACUAGAUUGAAAGUAAAAUAUGGAUUUUGUGAGAAAAUUGCUAAGAGAAUUCCUCGACCUUGGAGACUGAUAUAUGUGCGGGCAAGGAAGAUGUUUGACCCAAACAACUAUAAAGGCCGGUAUUCUGAGGAUGAGAAAGAACAAUUGAAGAGAUAUCAUGCUAUGCAUGGCAACAACUGGAAGAAGAUUUCUGAGAUGAUGAACCGUAGCAACCUCUCAGUUGCUCUCAAAUAUUCGCAGAUGAAGGCCCAAAUUAAUGCUGGUCCCUGGACAAAGGAGGAGACCCAGAGGCUAAUUAAAGCAGUAGAGGAGAUAAUUCAGGAACGAGCCAUAAAGGAAGACUCAGAUUCUCUUUUCUUGGAAAACUCAGAAGAAACUCUUUCAGUUGAGCGUAAAAAACUCUACAAGAACCUACCUUGGGUUGAUAUACAAACCAAAGUAGGAACUAGACAUUGGAGACAGUGUAAAUCUAAGUGGCUUUCAGUUCUAACGAAGAAGAUGUCCAAUGGGGAGGCGCUAUAUCAUGGGACAAAAGGGUUGCGAGCUAAAAUCAAUCUCAUUGAAAGGUUGUAUAACAUGAAGGUGGAAGAUGCUAAUGAAAUAAACUGGGAAGAGCUCAGCAGUGUCUUUGGAGAUGUCCCUGAAGCGUAUGUUCAGGGUAAAUUUUCUAGGCUAAAGGCUACGUAUGUUCCCUUCUGGCACUCGAAGUCUUUUCCUGAAAUCAUCGAUUACCUUUAUGACGAGACAAUUCCAUUGCUUCAGAAAAAGUUAGAAAAACAGCAGGACAGAUUUUCUUAUGAAAAUUUGUCUUCCAGCCAACAGAAAAAGCUUUUCCGAAUCAGUGAUAUCUUUGAUGACAGCAAGGAGGAGGGUAAUGACCCUGGUGGCAAUAAUUGAUUGUUAUUAAAGGCGCGCUCUUUUCCCCCAUAUCCAAAAUGCCAAAUUUUGGUCCUCUUGAAUCCAGGAUUAGAUGAAGGGCUAAUAUAUAUAUAACUAUGAAAUAACUGUCAGAGCAAAGGCACUUCUGCAUAUUUCUGUUGUUUUAUGUGGAAGCGUGUGAAGUUUACUUAAUUUUUUUAAAUUUUAGGCAGCAUCGUUGUUAUAUUUUCUUUUGCUUUUUUGAGGAACACACUAGCACAUUUUUAAUGCUGUAUCUACUACACAUUGGGCAUAUCUACAGGUGUGAUUAAUGUGCCCCAGAGCUUAUUGCCCUAAAGUUUAUUCAUGUGCAGCACAUGGAGUCCAGUCGGAACAGCCCUGGGCUGGCGGGCUGACCCCUGGGUCCCCUGCUGUCCUGGGCUGCUCCAGCUGGGCUUCAUGUGUUGUGGAGUGGCUGGUUGAGGCAUAAGGGGGCUUCAGUGUGGGGGCUACCUGCUGGCUAGCCCUGCACUGAAGCAUCCUGUGCUCUAGCCAGCUGGGGCAACGUCUACACGUGCGCGGCUGCACAUGAAAAACUCUGCAGCAGGGUAGUACUCGUAAUUACUGCAGAAUUAAUUAGUCAACUGUGCAGUAAACGUCUUGUGUAGAUGUGCCCAUUUGGUAACAAACCUGUUAAGCCUCUUUGCUUGACUUUGGUAUCAACACCUUAAAGUUUAAUUUAGGUUUUUUAAAAAAAAAAUGUGUAAGUCCUUUUGUUCUAAGUUUAUGCAAGCAGAAAAAAAAUUGCUUUUCUGCAUAUGUGUUACAACAAACCUUCAGUCAGUAGCUUAGGUAACUUGAAGGGACCUCCUGUUUUAAGAGAGAAUAAUCUUAUCUGGAGAUAAUCAUUGCAUUUUAGAGUUGAGUUAGGACUUUUUAGACCCUUUGUUAAAUGUUUUCUACAUGAUUGAAAUAUGCUGGUUGUUAGUAGCAUCAAUUUGCUGUUGGCCAGACUGCAGAGAAGUAAUUGCUGCAUAGCUCAUAUACGUUGUUAAUACUGGUAGUGACUAUAUGGUCCCUUCCCUUCACGCCCCUAUUUGGCCUUUGUUCUGGCUGGUUGAGGUAAAUCCAUUUUAUGGUAAAGUUUUAUAUAAACUCAGUUGAUUUUUUUUUUUUUUUUUUUUUUUUU
Molecule: messenger RNA, 3471 nt
Organism: Gavialis gangeticus (Gharial)
Lineage: Eukaryota; Metazoa; Chordata; Crocodylia; Gavialidae
Gene: TTF1
Product: transcription termination factor 1
Exons: 11
Coding region: 102-2321 (739 amino acids)
Source: RefSeq, a predicted model, not a curated record